Messenger RNA from Miscanthus lutarioriparius, 555 nucleotides. The record is from the annotation of a GenBank genome assembly. NCBI's taxonomy places the organism in Eukaryota, Viridiplantae, Streptophyta, Magnoliopsida, Poales, Poaceae.
AUGGCCGACCCGAACUCCCAGCGGCUCGCCGCCGCUACGACGGAUGUUCCCGCAACCCAGCAUCAAGCCGCGGUGACCGCGCCGCAGUCGCACAGAGGCGCUCUCGGGUUUUUUGCGGUGGCGGCGCCGAAGCAGGGCGCAACCAUGGUUGCGCUGUCGUCCCCGCAGGGCAAUCCCGGGUUCGCGGUGGUGCCCCAGGCGGCCGAGAACGUGGCGGCUCCCGCGUCCCCGCAAGGCCCUCCCGGGUUUUGGGUGGCGCCUGAGCAGCCCGGGCCCGCGCCACAGCAAGGUGCUCCGGUGAUGGCGCAGCCGCAGGGCGCAACCAUGAUGGCGCCGCCGCAGGGGGCAACCAUGAUGGCUCAGCAACAGCAGCAUUUCGCGCCUGCGAUGGUGCCUACCUCCCAGCAACUUAUGCAGAUGCUCCUUCAAGCUGCGCCCAUGGGCAUGAUGAUGGCCUCGAUGCCCCAGCAAGCCCAAGCCCAGGCCACGGUUGCUAACCAACCUGCUCAAGGUAUGGCGCCAUCGCAAUCUUGCCCAUGUGCCAUCCGUCCAUGA